Tetrahymena thermophila SB210 is the source of this 1239-nucleotide messenger RNA. RefSeq names its product EB1 protein. The record is from RefSeq and is a predicted model, not a curated record. Gene Ontology annotation, molecular function: microtubule plus-end binding. The transcript is spliced from 3 exons. Gene Ontology annotation, biological process: regulation of microtubule polymerization or depolymerization; protein localization to microtubule plus-end; spindle assembly. Lineage: Eukaryota; Ciliophora; Oligohymenophorea; Hymenostomatida; Tetrahymenidae. Gene Ontology annotation, cellular component: microtubule organizing center; cytoplasmic microtubule; microtubule plus-end.
AUGUCUAAGAAGUUAAAUUUUGGACCUAUGGAUGAGAAAUGCUUCAUUUCUCGCUCAGAACUCUUAUAAUGGAUAAAUAAUUUAUUGCAAGUACAAGUUACUAAGGUGGAGCAAUUAGGUAGUGGUAAUAUUUAUUGUUAGCUUUUCGAUGUAAUAUACCCUGGUAAGAUUCCUUUGAAUAAACUUAAGUGGAAAGCAAAGCACGAAUAUGAAUUCACGCAUAAUUUUAAGUUGUUAUAAAAGGGGUUUGACUCUGUCUAAGUAGCAAAAGCCAUACCCAUUGAGAAACUAGUAAAAGUUAAAUAUCAAGACAACUUAGAAUUUGCACAAUGGAUGAAAAGGUUUUUUGAACUUAACUGCAAAGAUAAAGGAAAAGGCUACGAAGCUAAAAAGAGAAGAGGAUUUUAAGAACCUGACUUGAGCUUUUGUGGAGGAGGAGUUCUACCCUAAUAUACUAUGAUUUAUGGUAAUUUUAAAGAUAUGGAGAGAGAAAUAGCAAAGCAAAAUGAAGAUGAAGAAAAUGAAGAAUAAUAGCAAUAAUAAAGUUCCUAACCAAAUGCUUUAGGAAAUUAGCAAAAUCAAACUCAUAAAUAAGAAAACAAAAAUUUAUAAAAUUUAGAUAAAGAAAAUAUUAAUAGCAUAAAUAUAAUUCCUAAAAAGUAGCUGCUAGAGCCUGCUUUGUAGAAGUUUUAAAAAAGUAAUAGUGACUUGAAACCUUUGUUAAGUUAACAAAAUUCAGCUAAAUAAGAAUAUAAUUUAAAUUAAUAAUAAGUCUCGCCAUUUAACCCAGUGGUAUCAUCAUUCUUGCUAAAUCAACCAAAGAAACUCAAUCAAGAGGAUUCUACAUAGCAAUCAUCAAAUAACAAUAGUAAUUUAGAGUGUCCUUUUUUCAUGAACAAUAAUCAAUUCAAUAAAUAUCCUACUUUGAAUUUCUAAACCAAUUAAAGUAAUAUUACCCUACUCAAAUAGCUUGAAUCUAAAGAUGAGUCUACCAAAAAUAAAACACCUACUAAUUCAGAUAAAAUUUUUAAAGAAAGCGACUCUGUUUUAAAUUCAUCUAGCUCUACUUCUUCUUUAACAGACUCUAAAAGUCACACUAGUAGUAGAUUGGCUAUGUUCUAAACUGAAUAAAAGCUAGAAUAAAUAAAAAAUAUUUUAAACAAAUAAAAAAUAGACUCUAAGUUAGAUAAAGAAGAAUUAAUGCAAAUCUUAAAUUCAAUUUAAACUAUCAUUUAUUGA